AUGGCCACUGACAGUGCCAACUUGGGAGGAGGUAAGAACCGCCUGCUCUCUGGUAACGAGAAGGAUACGAUGCAAAACCUGAAUGACCGUCUCGCAGAUAAGGUGGGCACUCUGGAGCAGGCAAACAGCGCACUUGAAUAUAAAAUCAAAGCCUGGUAUGAGAAAUUUGGACCUGGAGCUAAUGAUCAAGGAGAAAAACAGGACCACAAGAAGUAUUACCAGAUAAUUGAGGAACUUAAAAACCAGUUAUCGGAGGCAACCACUAAAAACACCAGCCUCAUGCUACAGACUGACAACAUGAAGCUAGCUAAUACACUAUAG
This is a messenger RNA of Diceros bicornis minor, 321 nucleotides long. Its product is annotated as keratin, type I cytoskeletal 24-like. The coding region runs from base 1 to 321 and encodes 106 amino acids. Lineage: Eukaryota; Metazoa; Chordata; Mammalia; Perissodactyla; Rhinocerotidae. The transcript is spliced from 3 exons. Gene Ontology annotation, molecular function: structural molecule activity. The record is from RefSeq and is a predicted model, not a curated record.